Messenger RNA from Scomber japonicus (chub mackerel), 476 nucleotides. RefSeq names its product histone H2B 3-like. The coding region runs from base 7 to 375 and encodes 122 amino acids. The record is from RefSeq and is a predicted model, not a curated record. The transcript has a single exon. Gene Ontology annotation, cellular component: nucleosome. Gene Ontology annotation, molecular function: structural constituent of chromatin; DNA binding; protein heterodimerization activity. NCBI's taxonomy places the organism in Eukaryota, Metazoa, Chordata, Actinopteri, Scombriformes, Scombridae.
UUCAUCAUGCCUGAUCCAGUGAAAGCCCCGAAGAAAGGUUCAAAGAAGGCCGUUUCAAAGGCCACCAAGACCGGCAAGAAGAAGAGAAAGACCAGGAAAGAGAGCUACGCCAUCUAUGUGUACAAGGUGCUGAAGCAGGUCCACCCCGACACCGGAAUCUCCUCCAAGGCCAUGGGCAUCAUGAACUCCUUUGUUGGAGAUAUCUUUGAGCGUAUUGCUGGUGAGGCUUCCCGCCUUGCUCACUACAACAAGCGCUCCACCAUCACCUCCAGGGAGAUCCAGACCGCCGUCCGUCUCCUCCUGCCCGGUGAGCUGGCCAAACACGCCGUGUCUGAGGGCACCAAGGCCGUCACCAAGUACACCAGCUCCAAGUAAACCUGCUGGUUACACCAACAACUCAAAGGUCCUUUUCAGGACCACCCACUCCUUCACCUGAGAGCUUUAUUCCUGCCAUCAUCUAGUUGUAUUGUACUGUG